Coffea arabica (coffee) is the source of this 1507-nucleotide messenger RNA. Its product is annotated as methylsterol monooxygenase 2-2. The record is from RefSeq and is a predicted model, not a curated record. Gene Ontology annotation, biological process: lipid biosynthetic process. Gene Ontology annotation, molecular function: iron ion binding; oxidoreductase activity. Lineage: Eukaryota; Viridiplantae; Streptophyta; Magnoliopsida; Gentianales; Rubiaceae.
CUCUCCCUUCACCAGUCACUCCUAUUUCUGUAGUAACUACUCCUAUAUACUAACAGUCUCCGCUCUCCUCGCCCACACUUUCUCUCUCUACCCUGCCUUUGCUAAUUGCUACUUAUAUUUCUACUGCUCCCUCACCAGCCUCGUUACUUAAUACUACUAAUACUGAUUUUUUUUUUUCGCUCUUUACUCAUUACUCAAAUUUACUAAGUACUAUUUAUAGUGCUCCUUCUCCAUCUGUGACUUGCUCUGAGAUUAUCGUCAUCAACAGGUCAAACCAGUCCUCCUCCCCCACCGCAAUGGCUGCUUCCCUCCUUGAAUCUGGUUGGACGUAUUUGAUUACUCACUUCAGUGACUUUCAGCUGGCCUGUCUUGGAAGUUUCUUUCUUCAUGAAAGUGUCUUCUUCUUGUCUGGCCUUCCUUGCAUUUAUCUUGAAAGGGCUGGAUGGCUAAGCAAGUAUAAAAUUCAGACAAAAAAUAACACCCCUGCUGCUCAGGAGAAAUGUAUCAGUCGUCUGCUGCUGUACCAUUUUUGUGUCAACCUGCCAGUGAUGGUUUUCUCCUAUCCUGUCUUCAGAUACAUGGGGAUGAGAAGUAGCCUUCCAUUGCCGUCCUGGAAAGUAAUCUCAACACAGAUUUUGUUCUACUUCAUUCUGGAGGAUUUUGUAUUCUACUGGGGACAUAGAAUUUUACAUACUAAGUGGCUCUACAAACAUGUCCACAGUGUUCAUCACGAGUAUGCAACACCAUUUGGACUGACCUCUGAAUAUGCUCACCCUGCUGAAAUUUUGUUCCUUGGGUUUGCUACAAUAAUUGGUCCUGCCAUCACUGGGCCCCAUUUGAUUACACUCUGGCUGUGGAUGAUGCUUAGAGUCCUUGAGACCGUCGAGGCGCAUUGUGGUUAUCAUUUUCCAUGGAGUCUCUCAAAUUUCUUACCCUUAUAUGGGGGUGCUGAUUUUCAUGAUUAUCAUCAUCGACUGCUCUAUACAAAGUCUGGCAACUACUCAUCAACCUUUGUUUACAUGGACUGGAUAUUUGGCACUGACAAAGGUUACAGAAAAUUGAAGGCAUUGAAGAGCUAUGGAGAUGAAGCUGCUGGCAAAGAUAUAUGAUAGGAAUAGAAAAAAGGAAACCAUUUUGACUGCUUUGGAAUCUGAUGAUGAAAUCUUGAGCUGAAAGCAUCUGGGCUAAGCUCUUGUUUGGUUUCUGAGCAUCUUUUGUUGCACCUGCUUCUGUUCUAUUGCCGUUUAGGUUUAAAAUGUGUAUUAGUGUGGCUGUAGUCCAAAGUAUGUUUUGGAUUGCUAAUCCUGCUAUCCGCCCCAUGAAUGAAGCUCCACCUCUCGGAUUUGUGGUGUUCCUGCUUUGGAUUUCCUCACCUCAUGUUUUGGGAACAUAAUGUGGUUAAUUAGUCAAAGUUUAUGAAUACCAUACAACUUCCCGGGGAACUUUGUGCUCUGACAGUCUGACUGCUUACAUCCUGAAGUAUAGAAACCAUUUGUUUUGGCUCCAA